Molecule: messenger RNA, 2230 nt
Organism: Sycon ciliatum
Lineage: Eukaryota; Metazoa; Porifera; Calcarea; Leucosolenida; Sycettidae
Product: centrosomal protein CCDC61-like
Exons: 15
Coding region: 204-1874 (556 amino acids)
Source: RefSeq, a predicted model, not a curated record
UUCUUGUGCUCAGAGUUGUGUUGUUUUGUUGACUUUGUCCAGUAUCGUAUUUCUAGUUUAUCUUCAUGCCAUAUCCAAGCAACUCUAGCUUCUCUUGACCAAGUCCUUGCUAUGUGUCCGUGAAAUGCCGUGCAUUCCUCUUGUUCUUCCUACUGCCAAAUACCCUCCCCACACCGGUGGCUUCCACUAAGCCUAGGGUCGAAAUGUCUAGCGACGUGUUUCUGACGGCCCAGCACGAGUUCAAAGGCGACGAAUACUUGGUGACGGUGCGCUCGUCUUCUUCGCCUGACGCUAGUAGCGACUCUGCUAGCAGGACUGUAGCGGACACUCUACUGGUCGAAGUGGAGAAUACUAGCAGCUAUGAGCAAUGGAGCAACGACUUCACUGCAAAAUAUGUAGAGGAUCUUUCAAGCAAAACCGGGAACUUCAAGCCGUUUGCGACGUUUCUGCAUAUGUUCCAAGCAGCAUUGCUGAAGAAGAGCGACACUGUCAGUUUGGAUUUGUUGACUUUAGCUGACCUGGAGAAGCUACGGCGCCAGAAGAGCGGCAACUUUUCUUCACUUGGCAAACCACUGCAGACCAGUAACAAACGAUACCUCAUCUUGACAUACAAUGUAGAGUUUGACAGAAUACACUACCCGUUGGUGCUGCAGAAUAGGGGACAACUGGAUCCGAUACAAUUGUUGACAUCGUUACGUGAGGUGCAAAGGGAGGAUCUACGAUCAAGGCAGGGUCGUAAACACAACCGUGAUGCUGAGGCUGUGAAGCUACGCAGACAGUAUGAUGACUUGGUGGCGGAAAAGGAUGAAGUUGAGCAGCAGCUUGCAACUGAACGAGAGAAAGCCCGCUUUGCGGAUAAAGGCUCCGACUCGAAGAAGACAGAAGUACUCAAGUCGGUUAUUCGCACAUUGGAGGGUGACUUGAUCCAGGAGCGGACCAAACAUCAGAGGUUUGCCGCUCAGAAGCGUGAUGCUAUGCGUGAUAUGCAAGAAGAACUUGAUGAGCUACGUUCCAAUGAGCACACACUGCAUAUGCGUAUCAAGUAUCUUACCAAUGACUUGGCCGCUUAUAAGCGAAACCAAUCAUACGGACCUUACCGACCGGAAAGGACUGCGUCCGCUGAGAGAAGUCGGGGGCGAUCUUGGUCGCCCAAGCCGCACACUUCUUCAGCUCCUCGAGGCACGCGGGAUACAGCUCCUAGAGGCACGCGGGAUCCCGUUACGUCCUGGAGGGGACCUGCAAAGCCCUCUCCACCUGCACCGGCAUCACGACGACAGCCAGCCAGGCAAUUAUUCUCAGGUGGUGCCAAGCCCAGGUUUGAUCCCACUGCCUAUAUCCGUGCACGAGAAGAACGGCAACAGGAGGCUGCCCGGCGCAGAGGGAGAAGUAUGAGUCGGUCGCCAUCUCCCAGUGCCGCUCGGCGUUCCAGAUCCAAUUCCGUGGACUCGUAUGCAGGUCACCAGCAGUCAACAGCCAGUACACGGACACAUGGCCGCCCUCCUGCAGUGCCAUCCACAUCAAGGCAACAUGGUAGAGCUCCGGGAAGUCGCAAUUCAUCGUUGGAACGGAGAAGCUCAUCCCUUGAGCGCCUUGGACAAUCCAUGGCAAAGACACCAAAGUCCUCCAAACCUCCCACGGGCCGUGGUGGUAGUGGUGGUACAGGUGCCAGAGGGAGGACUCAACGAAAACAAGCCUGGGCUGAUGACAGUCCUGCUUCUAAACCCCGGAAAUCGCAGCACAAACCCAGAGUAUUGAAUGCCAGCCCAGAUGACGACACGAUGGACUACGACGAGACGCGGAUUGCUGACAUCGGUGCACGGCUAAACCACCUGCGGACAUUCAUGCAGGCUUCAUUUCCUGACAGCCAUCAUUAGGCCCCAAACACAUUGAGGAUCUAACUUGACAAUAUGAAUACCUUACUACAACAGAAGCAUAUCACCAUCGUAUCGCAAUAAUUCCACUUUAAAACGUUUAACAAAUGCGACUGGAUAUUGAUUUUGACUACACCACUGGACAAGGCUUUCCGUAGCAAAGAACUUCCCAGCUGCAUUAUGUGGGCUUUGAUCUUCUCGAAAUGCUGAUGGUUGAGAUAAAAACUGAAUAGAGAGUUAGCAGUUGGCACUGAAUCACUAACUAAAUUUCUUGAAUGGAUUACCGAACAUUUUUUUUCGUUGCAGCACAAGUUAUUGUCUGUUGGAUAUGUUAAACAAAUGAUAAGAAUUUUCUUGGA